AUGACCGCUCCUCAACCGGAACAAGGCCAGCAUCAUGUCCCCUCAUACAAAUCCUCCGACUCAGAGCUUACUAUUGUUCCGUCGCCAGCCUCUCCUGUAACUGGAGCUCAAACACCAACAACAUCGCAAAGUCAUGAUCCUCUCGACCUUGAGGCCAAUCAAGCUGCCCAACAAUCAGGACCGAAAGGACCGCCAGGAGGAUGGCUUGCACAGCAUAUGUCGAGAAACCAGGAAAUAGCCUUCAAUAUAACCAUCUGUUUGGUGCAGCUGUUACCACAGGCAUGCCUGACGACAUGUUUCCCCAUCAUCAAGACACUUGUGGAGGACUUUGGCAUCAGCGAUCCAGCAGUCCUGCCUUGGGUGGUUGCAGCGUAUGCUCUUUCUUUUGGUACAACGAUCCUGCUCGCUGGUCGACUUGGGGAUAUCUUUGGUCACAAGAAUGUUGUUAUGCUUGGCUUCACAUGGCUCUCUCUCUUCUCGGUUGUUGCUGGUUUGAGUCGCUACACUAGCUAUGAAGUGUUCUUCGCCGCUCGAGCGAUGCAAGGUCUGGGCUCUGCAAUGAUGAACCCCAAUGCCUUGGCACUGCUGGGAAGAUCGUACCCGCCUAAUUCCAAGAGCAAGAUCAUCGCUUUCUCGGCUUUUGGUCUCUGUGCUCCACUUGGGGCUUACACCGGCAUGCUUGGUUCUGCGGUUUUAGGUCAACUGGUUCAUUGGUCAUGGUCUUUCUACGUAAUAGCUAUCACGUCCGCUGGGUUGGCCGUUGUGGCUCGUUUCUCAUUACCUUCUCCACCAAAGACACCCAAGCAGAUGCUUCCAUUCUUCAAAAAGCUAGGCUCAAUGGACUGGCUAGGAGGUAUCACUGGCGUAGGAGGACUUGUUGCAAUCCAGAUAUCGCUUAUCUCGGCACCUGUGCAAGGCUGGAAUACUCAAUGGGUCUACAUGCUUUUGAUCAUCGGGAUCAUCCUUGUGGCCUUCUUCGUCAUCGUCGAGCUCAAGGUAUCCAUCGAGCCUCUCGUGCCGUUCAGGUUGCUCAACAGCGAUGUCGCGUUCGUUCUGGCGGCAGUUGCUUGUGGUUGGGGAACGUUCGGCGUUUGGACCUAUUACCUCUGGCGAUUUCUACUGGGUGUCUGGAACGACUCGCCCUUGCAAGCCGCUUUGCAUGUUCUGCCCAUUGUCCCUGUUGCUCUGAUUGCAGCGGUCCUUACUGCUUUCCUUAUGCGAAAGACUCAACCAGCCUGGAUCCUCCUUGGUGCAUUGAUCGCGUUCACACUUGGACCGACCUUUCUUGCAACGAACACUACCACUUCGCCGUACUGGACUUUCACGUUUCUCUCAUUGCUCGUUACACCGUUCGGGAUGGAUAUGUCCUUCCCAUCAGCAACAUUCGUCAUGUCCAACUCUCUACCCAUCGACAAACAGGGCGUGGGAGGCUCAUUGGUCACGACCGUGGUCAACUACAGCAUAUCUCUCGGUCUUGGGCUGGCUUCAACAGUUGAAGUGCGCACUAACGACAACGGCCGCGAUAUGUUCAGAGGGUUUCACAGUGCUUGGAUCUUUGGUCUGGGGCUUGGUUUGAUCGGUAUCGUCGUGUGCGUAGUUUUUGUUCUCAAGUCAUAUCUCUGGCCGUCACUACCAACGACACCACUUGGACUUGCUACUGUCUCGCGUGUCGCAGAGCAGCCGAUCACCAGAAUGAAAAGAGCCGAGACUUUUUCAAGUUCAACAUCUACAGUGGUAGCGGACAGUGGUAGAGAAAAGAUCACACCACCAGGUUUACCGGUGAUUCCCGAGGAGUAUGUCAAGUCUGGAUGA
Lithohypha guttulata is the source of this 1812-nucleotide messenger RNA. It is a transcript of the gene ATR1, whose product is annotated as multidrug-resistance type transporter aminotriazole resistance. The transcript has a single exon. Gene Ontology annotation, biological process: transmembrane transport. The record is from RefSeq and is a predicted model, not a curated record. NCBI's taxonomy places the organism in Eukaryota, Fungi, Ascomycota, Eurotiomycetes, Chaetothyriales, Trichomeriaceae. Gene Ontology annotation, molecular function: transmembrane transporter activity. Gene Ontology annotation, cellular component: membrane. The coding region runs from base 1 to 1812 and encodes 603 amino acids.